GAGAACAUCGUUUAGAUGGCUUGUCUUCUAGCUUUUGUACGUAUUAGUACAUUUUUAUACCUGAAAUUCUUGGUAGUGUGGGCGCUUGUCCUCCUGGCGGAUUUUGUCCUGGAGUUCAGAUUUGAAUACCUGUGGCCAUUCUGGCUUUUCAUCAGAAGUGUCUAUGAUUCCUUCAGAUACCAGGGACUGGCUUUCUCAGUGUUUUUUGUUUGUGUCGCGUUUACGUCAAAUAUAAUAUGUCUGCUGUUCAUCCCCAUACAGUGGCUAUUUUUUGCUGCUAGCACAUACGUAUGGGUUCAGUACGUAUGGCACACAGAAAGGGGAGUGUGCUUGCCCACGGUGUCCCUCUGGAUACUCUUUGUUUAUAUUGAAGCAGCAAUUAGAUUCAAAGACCUCAAGAAUUUUCACGUAGACCUUUGUCGUCCGUUUGCUGCUCACUGUAUCGGGUACCCGGUGGUGACGUUGGGUUUUGGCUUCAAAAGUUAUGUAAGCUACAAAAUGAGGCUAAGGAAGCAAAAAGAAGUGCAAAAGGAGAACGAAUUUUACAUGCAGCUUCUUCAACAAGCCCUCCCUCCAGAGCAGCAGAUGCUACAGAAGCAAGAAAAAGAGGCGGAGGAAGCAGCCAAAGGAUUACCUGACAUGGAUUCCUCGCUCCUUAUACACCACAAUGGAGGUAUCCCAGCCAACAAAAAACCCUCCGCCACUUUGCCAGAGAUAGAGUACAGAGAAAAGGGGAAAGAAAAGGACAAGGACGCCAAAAAACACAACCUUGGAAUAAAUAACAACAAUAUCCUACAACCUGUAGACUCUAAAAUACAAGAGAUUGAGUAUAUGGAGAACCAUAUCAAUAGUAAAAGAUUAAAUAAUGAUCUUGUGGGAAGUACAGAAAAUCUCUUAAAAGAGGACUCAUGCACUGCUUCCUCAAAAAAUUACAAGAAUGCCAGUGGAGUAGUGAACUCCUCUCCGCGAAGUCACAGCGCCACCAACGGGAGCAUCCCCUCCUCCAGCAAGAACGAGAAGAAGCAGAAGUGCACGAGCAAGAGCCCCGGUGCGCACAAGGACUUAAUGGAAAACUGUAUUCCCAACAACCAGCUGAGCAAGCCAGACGCUCUGGUAAGGCUGGAACAAGACAUUAAAAAGUUAAAGGCGGACCUGCAGGCCAGCAGGCAGGUGGAACAAGAGCUCCGCAGCCAGAUCGGCUCCCUGUCGAGCACCGAGCGAGGCAUCCGCACAGAAAUGGGCCAGCUCCGGCAGGAGAACGAGCUGCUGCAGAACAAGUUACAUAAUGCGGUGCAAAUGAAGCAAAAAGACAAGCAGAGUAUCAGCCAGUUGGAGAAGAAGCUAAAAGCCGAGCAGGAAGCCCGAAGCUUUGUAGAAAAGCAGCUCAUGGAGGAGAAGAAGAGGAAGAAGUUGGAAGAGGCCACGGCUGCCCGGGCCGCUGCCUUUGCUGCUGCGUCAAGUGUUGUUAUGAACCGGAAUCGACUCGAAGGCGGUGCGUCCUUUCCUGACUCUUGUUUGCAUCAUCGACACAGAAGCUGUCUUCCAGUGAGGGGAGAGUGCACGGAAACCUUGCGGAACCGGAUCCGAGAACUCGAGGCCGAGGGCAAGAAGCUGACAAUGGACAUGAAGGUGAAGGAAGACCAGAUCCGAGAGCUAGAACUGAAAGUUCAGGAGCUUCGGAAGUACAAGGAAAAUGAGAAGGACACGGAGGUGCUGAUGUCUGCCCUCUCCGCCAUGCAAGAUAAAACCCAGCACCUGGAGAACAGCCUGAGCGCAGAGACCAGGAUCAAGCUGGACCUGUUCUCUGCCCUCGGGGACGCCAAGCGGCAGCUCGAGAUCGCCCAAGGACAGAUCCUGCAGAAAGACCAGGAGAUCAAGGACCUCAAACAGAAGAUCGCCGAGGUCAUGGCUGUCAUGCCCAGCAUCACGUACAGUGCCGCCGCCAGCCCCCUGAGCCCCGUUUCCCCCCAUUACUCUUCCAAGUUUGUGGAGACCAGCCCCUCCGGACUUGACCCCAAUGCCUCUGUUUACCAGCCCCUGAAGAAAUGAGGCAGCUCGGGCACUCCCCAGCCACCGGGACCAGGAGGCAUUGCAAGAGCAUCUCUGGCAGUCAAGAUUAAAAAAACAAACAAAAAAAGAAAAAAAAGUUUAUAUUGUAUUUUGUGGGACAGUAUACGUUGCCAUUUUUAAAACAGGGGGUAGACCAUCCAAAUCUGAUAGAGCUGCCCGUCGGUUUUUCUCGGGUCACUUUCUAGACGCCCUCACAGGGCUUGGCAGUUUGUUUCUCUGGGCCAUUCAAGCCGUCCCUGGAUUUCAAGUCUCCAGUUUUGCCUUGGAUGUGUUCUCACGUGGUGUCCUCUCGAGGGGAAAAGCGAACCCUAAACAAACCGGGUUUCCACUCCUCAGCCCUGUAUUCUUGCUCUGCCGUAAACCCGCAAAGCCAGGCCAGCACAUCCGAUCAUGGUGAGAGCGAGAGGGUUAAUUAAAUAAUUGACCCACUUUAGUUUGAUAGCUGCAUACAGGGAGCUGAUUAUUGAUAGUCCAGAAAAUAAAAACCGACUGCCCCUCCCAGGCCCCCCUAAAUUCCAGGCACGUGGUGUCAGCCGAGAGGAGAGAGAGAGGAGACUAGCUUGAUUACAGAGCCGGGGCUGUGUCGGAAGUACUUAGGUUCCUACCAGUUGGUUGGGCCUAGAAACCGGCGAGCAGCCGUCUGGUGCACAGUGCCUUGGGAAAAGACAUUUCGAGAGGAAACUUGUAUCCCUUUAAGCUGUCCCUCCACCCCCGCCCCCGGGCCCCGCUGUACCAUCAUCUGUCGUCUAUCUGUUCCAAGCUCGCUGCGGAUCCUGCUGUAAACCUGGUGGCAGCGGGGCUGUCCCCACCACGGCCCCAGCUUCUCAGCUGCUUCUAAUAGUUUGCUGCACCGGGUUCGGUAAUCACCCGGAGCAAAGCACCUUGGGAAGGGGAGCCGGGCAGCGUUGUGUGUGGGACUGUGAUGACGGCCAAGAAUGCUGCGAUUCGAGUGGUUUUUAAUUUUUAUUUAUUUUAUUUAACUGUUCCCCACUUCUCAUCAUCUUAUGUUUGAUGACUGGAAAAGCAGCUGUGCCAAGGUGGGUUUUCUUUCCUCGUUAUUUAAAAAGUUUUUUGCGCAAAGCUGCACAGAUUUGUUGUCGAUGUCUAUUGCACUGGCCACUUUGGAAGGCGGCACGUGAGGGCCCGGGUGGGGAGGGAAGGGCACGUCAGGGUUCUAGUGGAAGCUCGCAGUCGACUGGCUUGUUUCCUUGCCCUGAGUGCUGGAAGGACAGAGUCCUGGGAUUUCCUGCUCGGGGCGUGUCGGCACCUGGAAAGCAAAGGCAAGCCAGUCAAGCGGAAGUGUGAGGCGCCGUCCUCGUCCUGGUCCCAGAGCUCUGUGUGGGGAUUAAACACGAGAGCCCUGCGCUAACCAGGUAUGCACGUUGCAUUUUUGAAUCAGCUUGUGAAACUGUCGCCAUAAAAGUGUUACUCAGAAUUGUUACAGGCACUUUCUUUCUUUUUUUUUCAUCUUUGUGCAAAAACAUGAAAAAUUGUCACCUGACUUGUGUUUGAGAGUCCCCCCAUUUUGCAGCCUUUGGGGACUCUGUUUACAUAAAAUACUUGGUCUUGACUGCAUUCCCCCCCCUUUCCUCCUGUGGGGUUCAGAAGAAUAAACAUUUUCUU
Echinops telfairi (small Madagascar hedgehog) is the source of this 3693-nucleotide messenger RNA. It is a transcript of the gene MACO1, whose product is annotated as macoilin 1. The coding region runs from base 16 to 2049 and encodes 677 amino acids. The transcript is spliced from 12 exons. The record is from RefSeq and is a predicted model, not a curated record. Gene Ontology annotation, biological process: neuronal signal transduction. Lineage: Eukaryota; Metazoa; Chordata; Mammalia; Afrosoricida; Tenrecidae. Gene Ontology annotation, cellular component: rough endoplasmic reticulum membrane.